Oxyura jamaicensis (ruddy duck) is the source of this 1755-nucleotide messenger RNA. It is a transcript of the gene TARS2, whose product is annotated as threonyl-tRNA synthetase 2, mitochondrial. The annotation marks the transcript as partial. Gene Ontology annotation, molecular function: threonine-tRNA ligase activity; ATP binding. Gene Ontology annotation, biological process: threonyl-tRNA aminoacylation. Lineage: Eukaryota; Metazoa; Chordata; Aves; Anseriformes; Anatidae. Gene Ontology annotation, cellular component: cytoplasm. The transcript has 13 exons. The record is from RefSeq and is a predicted model, not a curated record.
GGACCGACGCCGGGGCCUGGGCUGGGAGCGGAGCCGGGGAAGCUGAGCCCGCCCCGGGGAGGUCCCCGGCGUCCGCCCGCUGCCGGAAGGGGCGGCCCAGGCCCCGCCAUGCCGCCAGCCCUCACCGGGGGGCGGCUGCUCCUGGGGGCAGCCCCUCGCCGUUACCGGCCCCACGUCGCCGAGCGGCUGCGACUUUUCCAGCGGCUCCAAGCGGCCCGGGAGAGGAGGGCUGGGGGUGAUGAUGAUGAUGGGGGGAAGCCCCCAGCGGGGACCCCCAUCCGCAUCGUCCUGCCCGGGGGGCGCUGCCUGCACGGCCGAGCCCUGCAGACCACCCCUCGGCAGGUGGCCGAGCAAUUGGGGUCGGGCCUGGCCGCCUCGGUGCUGGUGGCCCGGGUGAACGGGGCCCUGCGGGACCUGGAGCAGCCCCUGGAGAACGACACCGACCUGGAGCUGCUCGAUUUCGCCACGCCGGAGGGGCGGGUGGCUUUCUGGCAGUCCAGCGCCUUUGUUUUGGGAGCAGUGCUGGAGCAGUUCUACGGAGCCACGCUCUGCAGCACCGUGGCCACCGAGGAUGGCUUCUUCUGUGACGCCCACAUGGGGGACAGGACGGUGCAGCGCAGCGAGCUGCCGGCGCUGGAGGACGCCUGCGUGGCCUUUGCCCGUGCCCAGCAUCGCUUUGAGCGCCUGGAGGCCACCCGCGAGCAGCUGGCGGAGCUCUUCAAGCACAACAGCUUCCAGCUGCAGCGGAUCCAGGAGGAGGUGACGUCCCCCACGGCCACUGUCUAUAGGUGCGGCCCACUGCUGCAGCUCUGCCGCGGCCCCCUCCUCGGGCACACGGGGCUGAUCGGGGCCCUCCGUGUCCUGACGAGCUCGGCCGCGUUUUGGGGGGACCCCGCGGAGCGCCGGUCGCUGCAGCGCGUCGCUGCCAUUGCCUUCCCCAGCACCCAGGAGCUGGAGGCCUGGCAGCAGGCGCAGGAUGCGGCCGCUCUCCGCGACCACCGCCGCAUCGGCCGGGAGCAGGAGCUCUUCUUCUUCCACAAGCUCAGCCCCGGCAGCUGCUUCUUCCUGCCCCGCGGCGCCCACGUCUACAACGCCCUCGUCGACUUCAUCAGGAGCGAGUACCAGGCGAGGGGCUUCAGCGAGGUGGUCACCCCCAACGUCUUCAGCCCGCGCCUCUGGGAGCUCUCGGGGCACUGGCAGCACUACAGCGCCCACAUGUUCUCCUUCUCCGCCGGCACCGAGACCCUCUCGCUCAAACCCAUGAACUGCCCGGCCCACUGCCUGAUGUUCGCUCACCGGCCGCGAUCGUGGCGGGAGCUGCCGCUGCGCUUGGCCGACUUCGGGGUCCUGCACCGCAACGAGCCCCCCGGCUCCCUGACCGGGCUGACGCGGGUGCGGCGCUUCCAGCAGGACGACGCGCACAUCUUCUGCACGCUGGAGCAGCUGGAGGAGGAGAUCGGCGGCUGCCUGGACUUCGUACGGACGGUCUACGCCGUGCUGGGCUUCUCCUUCCGCCUGGCGCUGGCCACGCGCCCCGACGGCUUCCUGGGGGACGCCGCGACCUGGGACCGCGCAGAGCAGCAAUUGGAGCGGAGCCUCCGGGAUUUUGGGGAGCCCUGGGAGCUGAGUCCAGGUGACGGCGCCUUUUACGGCCCCAAGGUGAGCUUCGCAUCGCGUCACAGGGGACGGGGGGGGUCCCAAAGGAGCCCGCGGGACACGAAGGGGCUCUUUGGGACCCCCAAAUUCUGUGUGUCG